GCGUGACAUGUCGUCGUGUUUUAUGAAGGGCUCUGGAGAUGCCUCGCGACGAUAUGUCCCCUCUCUGGUCCGAGCUAUUUUCAGCGCGAGCGCGUCACGAUGCCGUCCAGCAAACUUCAUCUGGAGUGAAUGAAGAAUACGCGCACACCUCCGGGAUUAUAGCUCAUGCGUUAUCAUGAAUUGAGGCAGGUGCACAACUUCAAACGAUGAAUUCUGCGAGAGCUAAACUGAGUGAUCUACCUCGCUCGGCUGAUGUCCUUAUUCUUGUAUGAGAGGUUAUUCGUUCAUCCUCGUCUGCCCGAUCAUCACUUCUCCACUCUCAUCCCGCAGCUUUCCUCUUUUCAUCUGAGCGUCCGUCUCAAAUGGAAAUCUGAAGUGCUCCACUUUCGCAGUUUCUCACCUUUCAAAGAAAAAGCUGCAGGGCGGCCCUCGUGGCCGGGAUGCCACUGUGUACCCUGCCAGUCGGCGGUGGAUCCUGAGGGGCAGGAGCUGCCCACCCAGUGCAGGGGGCAGAGGAGCAAGCACCCUGACCUCGACAUGAAUCUCUGCUGGAACGAGAUCAAACGCAAAUCCCACAACAUAAGGGUACGGCUGGAGGCCUUUUCGGACAACAGCGGGAAGCUCCAGCUGUCCCUACAGGAGAUCAUCGAAUGGCUGACGGCUAAAGACGAGGAGCUGUCCGAGCAGCUGCCCAUAGGUGGUGAUGUGGGAGCGGUGCAGCACCAGCGGGAGUUCCACCAGGCUUUCAUGGAAGAUGUCAAAUCCAGAGGGCCCUACAUCUACUCGGUGUUGGAAUCAGCUCAGACCUUCCUGGCACAACAUCCAUUCCAGGAGCCUGAGGAGACUUUGCCUGAUGGCAAAGAAGUUUCUCCUCGCCGGCGAAUGCUGAAUGUAAGUCGCUCCGUGUGGAAGCAGGCCAAUGUGGCCAGUGACUUGUGGGAGAAGUUGACGGCACGCUGCGUGGACCGACACCGGCACAUGGAGCGAACCCUGGAGAGGCUGCUGCAGAUCCAGGCCGCCAUGGAGGAGCUGGCUGUGGCUCUGGAGCAGGCGGAGGGAGUAAGGGACGCCUGGGAGCCUGUGGGAGACCUGUUUAUUGAUUCGCUGCAGGACCAUAUAGACGCUACCAAGCUAUUUAAAGAAGAGCUGACCCAGGUGAAGGAAGGAAUGAAACACAUAAAUGACCUGGCCCACCAGCUGGCCAUAUCUGAUGUGCACUUGUCCAUGGAGAACGCCAGAGCUCUGGAGCACCUCAACAACAGAUGGAAACUUCUGCAGGGGUCUAUUGAAGAACGUCUGAAACAGUUGCAAGAUGCCCACAGAGACUUUGGCCCUGGAUCACAGCACUUUCUUUCCAGCUCUGUCCAGAUUCCUUGGGAACGUGCCAUAUCCCCCAACAAAGUGCCAUACUACAUCAACCAUCAGGCUCAGACAACCUGCUGGGACCAUCCAAAGAUGACUGAAUUAUACCAAGCUCUGGCGGACCUGAACAAUAUCAAGUUCUCUGCAUAUCGGACGGCCAUGAAGCUGAGGCAUGCACAGAAGGCUUUAAGAUUAGACCUUCUGAAAUUAAGCAGCGUGGUGGACGUGUUUCGAGAACAGGAGCUGCAGCAUGCCGAGCACGUGAUGGAUGUGGUCGAUGUCAUCCACGCUCUCACUUCCCUGUAUGAGAAACUAGAAGAGGAGAGGUCCGUCCUGAUCAAUAUCCCCCUGUGCGUCGACAUGUGUCUCAACUGGCUGCUGAAUGUUUACGACAGUGGUCGUAAUGGUAAGAUGCGAGUGCUCUCCUUCAAGACGGGCCUGGUUAUUCUAUGCAAUGCAGACAUCCAGGAAAAGUAUAAAUACCUUUUCAGACAGGUGUGUGGUCCAGGCGGACUGACAGAUCAGAAACAUCUCAGCCUGUUACUGCACGAGGCUAUUCAGAUCCCUCGGCAGCUCGGGGAGGUGGCGGCGUUUGGAGGAAGCAACGUGGAGCCCAGUGUCCGCAGCUGCUUUCGAAUGGCUCCAGGUAAAUCAGCAAUCGAGGUGUCUCACUUUCUGGAGUGGAUGAGCUUAGAGCCUCAGUCGGUGGUGUGGCUUCCUGUUCUACACCGGGUAACUGUGGCCGAGACCGCCAAGCACCAGGCACGCUGCUACAUCUGUAAGCAGUGCCCUAUCAAGGGCUUCAGAUACCGAAGUCUAAAACAGUUCAAUGUGGACAUCUGCCAGACAUGUUUCCUGACGGGCCGUACUACCAAGGGCAAGAAACUACACUACCCCAUCAUGGAGUACUACACCCCGACGACCUCAGGCGAGAAGAUGCGGGACUUCGCGAAGACACUAAAGAACAAGUUCCGCUCGAAGCAGUAUUUUAGUAAACACCCUCAGAGGGGAUACCUGCCAGUUCAAUCAGUACUGGAGGUGGAGAGCUCUGAGACCUCAUCAGGCUGGGAGGCCAUCUGGCUGCUCAGGCCCUGCUCAUCUCCCAGGCUGCCUCAUGCGGACACACACAGCCGGAUCGAGCAUUUUGCAAGCAGGUUGGCAGAAAUGGAGAACCAGAGCUGUUCCUUUUUCACUGACAGUCUCUCUCCAGAUGAAAGUUUGGAUGAAGAUCAGUACCUCCUACGUCACUCCAGCCCCGCCCUCGAGCAGGACUCCCCCCAUGGCCACCUGCUGGCCCACCUGGACUGCCAGGACCGAGAAGAGCUGCAGUGCACCCUCCAACGCCUGGAGAACGAGAACAGGGUGCUGCAGGGCGAAUAUCGGCGGCUGAAGUGGAAGCAUGAAGAGGCAGCAGCUUCACCCCAGCUGCUGGAGUCGGGUCCCGGUUCACCGGCCGGACAGCAGGACGAGGAGCUCCUAGCCGAGGCUCGAGUCCUUCGACAGCACAAGACCCGUCUGGAGACGCGCAUGCAGAUUCUAGAGGACCACAACAAGCAACUGGAGUCCCAGCUACACAGACUCAGAGAACUACUGCUGCAGCCCAAAGACGACUCGGAGGCCAAUGGCUCGGCUCCUUCUUCUCUAUCAUCUCCUGUGUCAGGGGGUGGCCACCAGGGGGAGCCUCCCAGUAGAGAGACCACGGACACCGAAGCUGCAGGUGAAGAUCUGGAUCAUGAGCAGGACACCGUACUGCAGCUGCAGCAGGUGAUCGAACAGCUGAGGAACGUCUUCCCGUCUGAGCCAGGUCCAUGAGGAACCGGAAGCAAAACUCCCAGGCCUAUAAUUGUGCAGGUUUCUAUUGAUCUGUCUAGAUGAUGUAACACCCUUCUUAAAUUGUUCAAGCGUCGUGUUGCUCAUCUUACUGUGGGCAGGGUCUUGAGAACGCGGGGCUGGCGAAUCCAUGGACAGACGAGGCGGCAGGGAGAAGAGUUUCAAGACAAACUUCUCAGCCUGGGGCCAUUUGCCAAUCCCAAAGAGCUGUGGGAUAUCUGAGUGCUAACUAAACAAACUAAUGUUUACAUGGUGCCAAAGGCCUGCUCUGAUCCGGACACUGUGCUAACCCGUGUAGUAAUGCAAAGUGUGUGGCUUCAUCAGUACAGCACAAGAACCACAAACAGGACUUACAGUUCACCACGCAGAAGGGGGAUCUCACCUUGUGCCAGCAACUGCUGUGUACUCUUUUUUUCCGUUUUGAAAAUGGUUUAUUAUUUUCUGUGACUCACUUAUGCACAUAAAUACAGAUAUACACAUAUACCGAUUGUAAGUCAUGCUUGGCAAUGCGUGGCCCUUGUUCUGUGAAGCAGAAAAGAGCAGAUUCCCUUGAACUGUUGGGACACACAGCAAGCUUACAUUUACACUGUAAGAACGACACGUCUUCUGUUGAGGCUAUCAUUUAUUUAUAUGCCAAAGUGCCCAUGAGCAUUAUGCUCCUGCCCUUAUAUUCUUUCUCUCUUUCAAAUAAUAAAUGCAUUUGUACACAGACACACACUGCAAAAAUCAUUUUCUUGGUCAGUAUUUUUGCUUUGUUUUAAUCACAAAUAAUACAAACAACUUUCAAACAACAUUCAAAAGUUUGAUCCAGUAAAAUAUUUCUCUUAAUCUCUGUUCAUUAAAUAAUCAUCUAAUUAUUAAACAGCACAACUGUUUUCAGAACUGAUAAUAAGAAACUUGUCUUGAACGCUAAAUAUGCAUAUUAGAAUGAUUUCUAAAAAGGAUCAUGUGAUGUGACAAUGAAAACUGUAGUAAAUAGCUGCUUAAAAAUUCAUUCAUCAUUUAAUUUUAAAUAAAUAGUCAUGUUAGUUUGUAAUAAUAUUUUACAGUUACUGUUUAUUCAAUAAAUUCAUGGUCAGGAUAAGAGGUCAGGAAAAAAAACAUAGAAAACAUCUUACCAAUGCCAAACUCUUCAAAGCAAGAGUGUAUUUAUUAUAGUGUGUAACAGAGAGCAGCUUAUGUUUCCUAAUUAAACUGGCAAAAAUGGAUUUCUUCAUCUCAACAUAUGCCGUUAUUUUAUUUAUUUUUUUUUUUUUUAAACCAAGGUGAGUUUCAAUUAGUUUCAGUGGUAACAUAAAUUAUUCAAUGAAUGUUGUCAGUUGAGCACAACUUUUAUUGAAUCCAAAACAUUUCUAACUAAAUAUAGUGAGAUUUAUGCUUAAACCAAGGAGGGGAAAAAAUUCAUUAAAAAUGUAUUGACUGAGAUCACAUGUAAUCCUAAAACUGCUUCUCAGAUAAAUGUAUCUUGUUUUUAAGGAUGUUUAGAUAUUUCCUUUGGAUAACGUGAUAAAAAACCUUGAUUAAUAAAUUGAUUUUUAUUUUUGCAGUGUAGCCACUAGUACAGAAAGCAUUUAUUGAGGAGAUGAGCGGAUUUCUCAGCUGUUGGUUUUCAGGUCACAAGGGAAAGGUCUUUCAGGAAUGGAGAUUUGUUGUGUUGUUUUAUUGUCAGAGCACUCGCCGUUAAAUUACAGCUGUCCAGCGUGGCGUGAACAAGAAGGUAGAUACCAAAUAAGACGAGUCGAUGCCAGGUUCGGCCCUUUUCACCUUGGCUUGGGAAAGUCUUUUACACUCAAGUCACAGCCUGACUCAUUUUAAACCCAACACAGCUCUUAUUAUCCCUUCAGAGCUCCCCCUUAUUUUUUUUUCCCCAAAGAAUACCAGUCUUACAUCUCACUGUAUUAUUGUCGUCUUCCUGAUGUAAGUAUUUUGUUUACCAAAUGCUGUUCUCCAGAUCUCAGCGUUUCCACAAUCUAAGGAAGAAAAUGAAAGUGAGUGUGUGGAAGGAUUAUUUUACAUUAUGCCGAAGGAGGAGGACGGCAAAUGUAUCACGCUCUUUGUAAACAGAGAAAGAGGGCUUUUUUUUUUUUUUUUUUUUCGUGGAGUGAUUUACUGUGGGGUGUCAGAUUUAUAUGAGCAGAGAAGAUGUUGGGGGUGUAGUGAGUAGAAAAGAGAAAAAGAUAGUGAGCGGGAAGAGAUACGGUGUGAAGGAAAGACUGCAAAUGGGAAAGAGAAAAGUGUGUAAAUAUUCACUGUGAAGGGUUGUGGCACUGCAGCCCCUGCAAACAGGAUUGAGAUGAUUGCAGCUGAGAGGGAAAGAGCUGUUCUCCAUUUGUUUUGGGAAACGUGUUGCAAGUAUAGCGAUCACUCGCUUUCCCCUUCUCCAGAAAAACACAAAGUGACCCCUGUUGCACUGUAGGUUUUGCUUGAAUCCCACUGCGGCAUCGCUGGCUUUCUUUCGCACGCAUUCUGAUCUCAUUUUACAUCACAGUGGCGAGCUGUCUGUUUGUUUUGAUGUGGUUGCUAAGGAACUGUCCCCAAGGACACGGUGCUGCAGUUGGUCUUUAGAAAGGUGGGGUGACUUCAUAAUGGAGGAGAUACAAAUAAACAUAUGGAGGAAGAGAGAGGGGUACAUUCGGGUCCCCUCCGCCCCAUAUGCCUGCCACUGUUUAACUUGCAUGGCUCCUCAUUAAGAUCAACAUCUGGUGUUCUAUCCACAGCGACAUCCAUUUAUCAUUCCAGUGCUUCUUCGGGACAAAAGCACCGCACACAUGCAGACGCACACAUUGAAGUAUGCGCAUUGCGAUUCGGUGUCUUUCUCCAGCUCCCUUUCUGUUCCACGCCAAACAGUCUCAGCUGAUCCAGGGCUGUAAAUGUGUGGAUUGUCUGAAGCUCAUUUCAACACUUUUUUUUUUCCCAGUAUAACAUCCAAACAUCUUUAAAACAAGAUACAUUUACUAAAUUUAAUAUUAUGAUUUAUUUUUAGAGAUAGGCCUAUACUUUACAAUUAAGUUCUUUUUUUUAACCCAAUCUUUUUGAAAGUAUAUUUGACAUCUUAAGUAAAAUAGCUUAAAUUUGAAGUUUCUUUUUCUUAAUAAAUUUCCAAAUCGUAUAAAUAAUCUCCAAUUGGGUAAGAAUAAAGAAUGAUUCAAUAUAUUCUCUGAAAAGAAUAAACUGUUUUUCAAAUAAGUGAAUCGUGUCUUAAGCAUAUUUAGAUAUUUCUAAUAGAAAGCGAGAGAAAAUGCUGAUUAAGAAAAUGACUUUUAAGCCUGUAGAAAGGGAGAUGACUUGUUAAACUUUUUUUGUUGUUGUUGCAAAUUAUGAUAUAUAGAGCUUCAACAUGGUAGCAAAUCAUGUAGCAUUAUGUAAUACAUGGCAAUUCUUCUAUUUGCAAAAUAUAAUAAUUCUCCAUUCUGGCAUAUAUGUAUAUCUACUAUUCCUUAAUAUGAUCUUUUUAACUCAUAAUUGCUCCCUUGUCUACUUUUAGAAAAUGAUAUGUGCUGCAUUUGUGAAAUGUUUUCAAUUACAGAAGGAAAUAUUUUGUGGAUUUGACCGCAUUGAUAAGGGCUGCCUGAGCUAUAUUUAGCCAUCUGCCUCAUUAACAAAUACGCUCAUUAUUUUUGUUUGUGUGUAGCAGACCUGUGUGUCACGACCCCAAUACGUCUUUGGUUUUGCAGGCUUGUUUGAAAUGUUGAACUACACAACUGGUUUAACCCCUGAACCUGUGGCAUCGCCCAUUACACACCAUGACAAAUGACCUGAAUACAAAUAUUACGUUUUAUUUGUGUCCCUGCAAUAUAUUUGUUCUGUUUUUUUUUUUAUGUUUUGAUUUCCAUGUGCAAUGCAGUUUUAUUUUUAAUUAUUAACCAUAAUAAAUCUUAGAGUCUUAGUUUUUUGUUUUUGUGUUUUUAAUCUGUACAAAAUGUGAAAGGAAGGCAUUUUGAAAACUGAAUGAGUUACUGGCUGCUUUCUACUCAUUGUGUACAAAGAAAUAAAUUUUUAUUUGUUAUA
This is a messenger RNA of Carassius auratus (goldfish), 7200 nucleotides long. Its product is annotated as dystrophin-related protein 2-like. The record is from RefSeq and is a predicted model, not a curated record. The transcript has 24 exons. Lineage: Eukaryota; Metazoa; Chordata; Actinopteri; Cypriniformes; Cyprinidae. Gene Ontology annotation, cellular component: plasma membrane. The coding region runs from base 253 to 3174 and encodes 973 amino acids. Gene Ontology annotation, molecular function: zinc ion binding; protein binding. Gene Ontology annotation, biological process: synaptic signaling.